GUUAGUUGCUUGCUUUGCUGCAGCCAGCCCCGCCCGCCCAUUCUCUCGCAUUGAAAAAUCAAAGUCAAAGUCUUCCCUUGGCCUGGCCUUUCCUUGCCUUGCCUUUCCUUUCCUCGGGCAGGGAGCUAUUCUCUCCUCCUCGGGUCCGGCGUUUACCCUUGUUCCCGUCCAGUGAUGAAAAGCCCGGAGCCGGCUUCCUACGCUUCCCGGAACCCUAGCUCCGGCUCCCGCUACACCGCCUCCAGCUUCCCUCCUUAUUCUCCCACCUCCGCCUCAACCGCCAAGAAGCGCAACCCGGCGGCUGAGGCCUUGAGAUCGAUCGCCGGCCUCUUCGCUUCUUGCUUCACCCCUCCACAGCCUGACGCCUCUAGCAACUUGGAUCCCUCCAAUUUUCGUUCUGUUACGUCUGAUGGUUCGGGAUCCGGAAAGAGACGACGGAGCUCGGCUGGGGGAAGCAAUAGCAUCUACGGAAGUCCGACGGACAACCACAAGCGAGAGCCAGGGAGCAUGAAAUUUACCAUUGACCAGAUCUACCGAGCUUCCAACUCAUUCUCGCCUUCCUUCAAGAUCGGCCAAGGUGGUUUCGGGACCGUCUACAAAGGAAAGCUCGAUGAUGGAACCCUUGUUGCUAUCAAGCGGGCCAAAAAGAGUGUGUAUGAUAAGCAUUUAGGUACGGAGUUUGUAAGCGAAGUCCGGACGCUAGCUCAAAUAGAGCAUUUGAAUUUGGUCAAGUUGUUUGGGUAUUUGGAGCAUGGAGAUGAAAAAAUUCUUCUUGUUGAGUACGUCCCCAACGGAACUCUCAGAGAACACCUGGAUUGUACGCACGCAAGUGUUCUCGACCUUUCUGUGCGACUGGAUAUCGCCAUUGAUGUGGCCCAUGCUGUCACCUACCUUCACAUGUACACGGAUCAUCCAAUCAUUCACAGAGACAUCAAGUCAUCCAACAUUCUGUUAACUGACAACUUUCGAGCCAAGGUGGCUGAUUUUGGGUUCGCCAGGCUGGCCGCUGAUUCGGAAUCAGGAGCUACUCAUGUGUCCACCCAAGUGAAGGGAACAGCAGGCUACUUGGACCCAGAGUACCUCCAAACUUACCAGCUCACCGAGAAGAGCGAUGUUUAUUCGUUUGGAGUACUGCUGGUGGAACUAGUUAGCGCCAGGCGCCCCAUUGAACCAAAGCGGGAACCCAAGGAGCGCAUCACAACAAGAUGGGCAAUGAAGAAGUUUAGCGAUGGGAGUGCAAGCUCGAUCCUGGACCCGAAACUGGAACACAAUGACGCGAAUCACUUGGUCCUGGAGAAGAUUCUGGAACUUGCCCUGUUGCAGUGUCUGGCACCUCGCAGGCAGAAUAGGCCAAGCAUGAGGAAGUGCGCGGAGGUACUUUGGGGGAUUCGCAAGGAUUACAAACAGCUAGCAGCUCUCGAGAUACCUUCACUUCCCUCCUAUUCUACCUAGGCAGGGCUCCGGAUAGAAAACUCAACUCAAGGGUCGGGCGAAACCAAAUGCUUUAUUUCGUACUAAUUCAUUCAUUCUCAGUGUCACGCCACACGGGUUGCCUUGUCAAGUUUAAACCGUCGACAUAGAAACUUGUACGUAUGUAUAUACAUAUAUAGGGGAAAAGCUUGCUGGAGGUGAGAUUUACUUGGUUUUUUCUUUUUUUUUUUUUAAAGACAAAUCAAGGGAUGCAGCGGGUGAAGUGUCGAAAUAGGUUAGCCACAAUUAUCAUUGUUUUCUUUCAUUUGGCAAUCGCAACCACUAGCAGUAGCAGGUAACUGCUGAUUGAAGAAGCCAGUGUUGGGAGAGAAGAUUUGUUGAAAAGGAAAAUCAGAAUGCAAUCAAACGUGAUUUGCUUCUGUUUAUUGAGUUCUGUUUUAUACACUUUUACAGGAGAUACAGUUGAGAGAUUGAGGGAUAGUGGAGAGAGUACAUGAGAAGUGGAGAGAUUACAGGAAUAGAUUGAAGUCGUCAUU
Molecule: messenger RNA, 1967 nt
Organism: Linum trigynum
Lineage: Eukaryota; Viridiplantae; Streptophyta; Magnoliopsida; Malpighiales; Linaceae
Source: the annotation of a GenBank genome assembly